Messenger RNA from Sclerotinia borealis F-4128, 1011 nucleotides. The record is from the annotation of a GenBank genome assembly. NCBI's taxonomy places the organism in Eukaryota, Fungi, Ascomycota, Leotiomycetes, Helotiales, Sclerotiniaceae.
AUGGCACGCUCAGCAACAGACGCAACGAGAUUCACAUCGACGACCCCACACGCUGCUACAAACCCAAAACCUGUAUCGAGAAAUCCAGGACCACCAGGAGAAACGCCACAACAAAGAGUUAAGAGGUUAAGAGCUGCGGCAGAUAGAGCGAGAGAUGCACAAACUUCAACAUUUGAUAAGUUGAUUAUGAGGGGAAGAGUGUGGGCAGAUAGGGCGCAUAGAUUUACAGCAUUUAGUUUGAUUGGAAUUACUUUUAUUGCCGGUGGCGUCACAGUCUAUGCAUUGGGAGAUAUGAUGGUAUACAACCGCAAAAAGCGCGCCGAAUUCUUUGCCGAACAGAAGUUUAAAUAUGCCAUGGCACUCCAGAGUGCACAAGAAGCCGCAGCAUUUGGCUCUGCAACCGAAUCACAAACAGAAUUUUUGAAAAGAGAACAAGAGCGGGAAGAUAAGGUCAAGAUGGUUGCAGAGGCCAAAAAGAAUAAAUCAGGACCAUGGAAGAAGAGUAAGGAAUGGUUAUUCUCGGGCUUGAAGAAGGAGGAAGAGGGAGAUGAUGUGGGAACUAGUGAGAGAAGAUUGGGAUAUGAGGCACUGAGUGAAGAAGAUGAUGGUUUCGGAGCAAGAGAAAGUGAUGUUCUAAGGGCAAUUGAGGAGAAAAAAAUGGCAAUAAAAGAUAAGACGAAGUCUGCACUUGAGGCGGAGAAAGAGAGGCAAAGAAAAGGUGGCCCGCUAGAUAGGAUGGGGACUGAAGGGGAAGAAGAGAAGCCGAAGUCUGGUGCUAGUGCGAAUAAUCCGGGAUCUAAUGCUCUAGGGUUUGUCGAAUAUCGAGAUCAAUGUGCUAAAGCUUUCUGUCUCAAAAUCUCAAGAUCAUACCAAAGAAACAAAACUUUGGAAAUAUACCAGGAGAAGCAUAGACCAGCUGAAGACCAGCAUAACAACAAUCCAGGAGAAUCAUUCAUUCUUUUGAGUCUCGGAACACACGAUUGUGCCGAAGUCAAAAGGCCCCUUUUAUAG